UACAAGUCAUUUCACCGAUACACGCGAUCGAGAACGGAUGGGUUUUAAUUAACGCAAAUCACAGACCUCAUUAAUACGAAAUAAAGGAGUCUUACUAUCGAGUUUUUCUGUGAAUUUCUGUUGUUUAUUGUUAAUUAGUGCAAUUGUCUGCGCGAUAAGAGAAGUGUCAGUCUGUAUUGGGAUGUACUUAGCAUGCUUAGAUACUGAAGACAGAGCCAGUGCAUUUUUACAAUGUAGGACUCUGGCCUUGAUCGUUUGUUUAUAUAUGGAAUAUACUUAUUAACUCUAUGACUUUAAUUGAAUAAAACCAACAUGCAGGACAAGAUAGUGUCGUGUUUUGGGACGGGGUGUGAUGAGAGAUUUCAGUGUUAUCAGUCAGCGGAGGACGCCAAGAAAGCCAAACAGAGGAACAAACAGAUUAGUAAACUACUGAAACAGCACCAGAAGGAGGAACUCAAACGGCUCAAAAUACUGCUCCUAGGCACGGGUGAGUCAGGAAAGAGCACCAUAUCAAAGCAGAUGAGAAUCAUUCACAUCAAUGGCUUUACAAUGAGAGAACGACUGGAAAAAAUAUGUGAUAUUAGAAAAAACAUCAAAGAAUCGAUUGUGGUGUUGCUUUUGGCAAUGCAUCAACUCGACAUUCCAUUGGAAAAAGAAGAAAGUAACGGGAGCCGAGAUUUUAUUCUGAGGGAGGCGGGUAACCCUGACCUUCACAGAACAAGUGAAUUUCUGGACCACGCAGACAUGUUGUGGGCGGAUGCUGGGGUUCAGGCCUGUUACAGCCGAUCACACGAAUUCCAACUGAUCGACUGUGCUAAAUACUUCCUGGAUAAACUCCACGAAAUCAAAAGUCCCGCUUAUGUGCCCUCAGACCAGGAUAUUUUGAGGUGCCGUUGUGUGACCACCUCUAUCCAGCACAUCGAGUUUGAGGUCCCGGAUGGAGGGAACCAAAUUAAAUUUAAUGUGUACGACGUCGGUGGACAGCAAGGAGAACGUAAGAAGUGGAUCCAAGUGUUUGACAGUGUGACCGCCAUUUUAUUUGUUGUGGACUGUAGCAGUUUCGAUCAGACACUUCGUGAGGAUCCAACUAAAAAUAGACUUUUAGAAGCUUUGGAGAACUUUGACCAAGUCUGGAACAAUAGAUUUCUUCGAUACGUUUCUGUGCUUCUCUUUAUAAACAAAAUAGACAUUUUAGCUGACAAGAUCGCCAGAGGGCGCGACAUCUCAGAGCUUACCAAGAAGUACCCCGACAUCUUCCCAGACUUCGACAAAUUCAAUCCCUCAAAUGCUGAGAAACUGCAGUUCUUAGAAGCUUUUCCAUCCACCGAUUCCGAACCAAGGAAAAAAUCCCGUACAACGUCUCGUCCUGAUGUCCAUCCUGACACAGUUAAAACAGCCGUCUACAUUAAGCAUCUAUUCAUGAAAAUCGUGAAAGGAGAACUUAACCUGAAAAAAAGAAUUUCAAAGCAGGAAAGAAACUGGCACGAUGAACAUAGCUGUGAAUAUUUCUACACAUGCGCAAUUGACACAAAUAAUGUUCAGCGUGAUGAAUGGUUGCCGAACACUCAUUAUACAAAAUCAUCUGAGAAGAUUCGGCAUCAUCUGAUUUACAUGUUACUUUACCCUGCAGAUAAGACAGGUAUCCAUGCUUCCGACUUUGUGAUAAUAACUCUAGUCAGACGGUGAGUUUGUGACUGUCCUGUUAAUACUCGUUCCAGGAGAGGUUUUAUAUUUUAUGCUGCGGAAAUGACUUCUUAAUGACUUAAUAUUCGUCAUCAAUUACCCAGACAAUUUUUUUUAAAUUUCAUGCUGCGGAAAUGACGUCUUAAUGACGUAAUAUUCGUCUCAAUUACCCAGAUUUAUGUAUAUCUCGUGAGAUCCUGAGUUACGGAGACUGGGAACUAUUUAAAUAUGUCUCCUAUAUUUUAUUAUAUCAAUAUUUUAACGUUUGAUAAUAUAUAAUGAGUCUUUCUAUAUCCAUGCACGUAUGUUACAUAUAUACAGUGUAAAUAUAGUUGAUUUUAAGAUUAUUAUUUUCAGACAUUUUAUGAUCAUGUUACGCUGUUUUAAUAAAACAAUGAAAUAUUAA
Molecule: messenger RNA, 2089 nt
Organism: Saccostrea cuccullata (small rock oyster)
Lineage: Eukaryota; Metazoa; Mollusca; Bivalvia; Ostreida; Ostreidae
Product: guanine nucleotide-binding protein G(s) subunit alpha-like
Biological process (GO): sensory perception of chemical stimulus; adenylate cyclase-activating dopamine receptor signaling pathway
Cellular component (GO): heterotrimeric G-protein complex
Molecular function (GO): GTPase activity; G-protein beta/gamma-subunit complex binding; G protein-coupled receptor binding
Source: RefSeq, a predicted model, not a curated record